UGCUUCCCCUCAUUGAAUCGUUCCCAUUGAUAUAUAAUGUUGUCCCCAAAUAUUUUAUCGUGUACUUCUUUGCAUGCCUGUCCACCUUCCCCUUCAACAACUGCUCUUUAUCUUGCUAUACUAUCAAUAUAUAGUACCGAUAAGCCAUUAUGCCCCCGUUGCCGGGUGAAGAGCGUACGCUGACGGUUUUUGCCGAUAUCCAUUAUUAUUUCACAGCUCCGACUCCCAAGCCUCUCCAUCACCGGUUUGAUAAGGGCUCCUAUCUAUAUCUUUAUCACAAUGCGGCGCAGCGUAAGACAAGGAUUGAAGUAGCGAAUAAUCCUGGGACUCCUGACCAAGAUGCAUUUAAUGGCGCCCUGGAUCAGAUCUAUUUGCGUCAUUCCACCCAGUUUCCAACGCUGUGUACAUUAAUCGUGGACGGCCGUCCGCCUUCACAGGGCACGCAGGCGUUCCCUCCACCACCGAAUGCCAGUCCUCAUGAAUGGCUAUUACCAAGCACUGACCCACGUGGCGAGGACAAUGAACUACGCUUGCACACGCUGGACAUUUAUUUCUGGACGUCAGACGAUGCGGAUAAUUUCCUCAACCUGAUGGAGAAUUAUCUGUCUCCCUCGCAGAUCGAGACAGACAGGCAUCCAUAUCCGCCUCCACCCCAAGCUUCAGUCAGUACAGUUGUACAACAACUAGAAAACGUGGCCAUCACAGAUCCGGCGUACCAGAACGGGCAGACUCGUAACUCUCAAUCAGAGCCUGCACCCAGCUCCCCGCCCCCUACCCAGACAUUCUCAAUACCAAGCAAUCUUCCUCCUCCACCUCCGCUUGGUGGUCCACCCGCCACAGCACAGAAGACGAUCAAUAGCACUCCGCCUGCUGCAGAAGAACGAAGUGAUCCUGCCCAAUUUACGCCUCUUCCAUAUAACCCUGCGGCACCAGCCGCGCCUGAACCAAUCCAACAUCGGGAGAAGACCCCCCCUCCGGUCGACGGCGGAGAUGGAACCGGACUCGCAGCGGCUGUAACAGCUGACAGCGGAGCACCGUUCACACCACCGUCCCAGAUCACGGGUGGAGGAGGUUUUGCACCUCCCCCAACCAGUCAAGGGCUCCCAUACACUAUGCCUGGGAGCUACGCAUCGCCGCCACCCAGUGCCGGCCUAACACAUUCCGGUUCGUUCUCGUCUCGGUCAUCCAUUCAGAGCCCGCCCAGCAUCCCAUCCUAUACACCAUCGUUCCUUGCCGGGGGAGGCGGGGGUCACCAAUCUAAUUCCCACCCGCCAGUGACUAUGUCAUUUGCUCCUCCCCCUAAGGAUCCCAAUGCUCAUCUCUACGGUCAGACCCAGAAUUUAUAUGGCGGCCAGCCUCAAAUCCAGCCGGCGUCUCCACAGCCACCCCCAGUUGGCGGCUACUCAAACUACUCGUAUGAUAAAGCAGCCGUGCAACAACCAGUGGCAAAUGACUAUGACAUCCACAAGCAGCUGUACCGGCCCACUGAAGCAGAGAUUAAUUCACAUUCCCAGAAAAUAGCUCAGAAGUCAAUACAAAACUCCGGUCGGCCCCGAAAUUUGGAGGAAAGAGCCCACCGAAUGGAGAGCAGUGUCAAUAGGUUCUUGAAGAAGUUGGAGAAGAAAAUUUGAUACACGGAGCCCAGAUUAAAUGUUCUGGUGCUCGCCACUCAAAGCUGUACCGCUGAUGGUAUACAUGUACACGAAACGACAAAAUAGCAAAUCACGUUUGGGAAUUUUACGUGGCGUUAGUCUUCAUAAUAUCAGAUUUAUAUCUUGGGCGAUUCCUUGAAUUGGUUCAGAAUCCUUGAUUUCGGAUUCUAAGCUAUUGAAAAACGGAGUUUUGUUCACGCGCUACCCAAGACAGUAAGUGUUGACCAAAAUCCCAAAAAGAAGGGGAAGAAGAUAUAAAAGAGCAAAGCCCACGGCUCCGACAGUGAUGCUAAACUGUGGAAGAAACUUGCACUGUCAACGCUCAAGCAACAAUACGAAAGGAUUAAACAACUAGAAGACCCGGGACAAAUAUAAUAACAGGAGAAUUGAAGAUGGUAAAAAGGCUUGGGAAGAUAAAAAAAAAAAAA
Molecule: messenger RNA, 2080 nt
Organism: Aspergillus caelatus
Lineage: Eukaryota; Fungi; Ascomycota; Eurotiomycetes; Eurotiales; Aspergillaceae
Exons: 3
Coding region: 150-1631 (493 amino acids)
Source: RefSeq, a predicted model, not a curated record